CGGCGCGAAUGUGCAUCACUUCCAUCUUGCUGGAUCCAGUCUCUACAGAAAUCAUUUCAUCGUCGUGUAGUCACAGCCACUCGCUCUUUCCGCAAUUACGUAGUCAGCCUUGGGCUAUGAGAAUACACCGUCACGCACGACCAUUGCACCUCACCCCGCUGCGUUAGCGAGAACAAUUUCAAACUACCACGCGUCUUAUUCACUGAAGAUUCUGCGGCCAGGCAAAAGUGUCGUCUAUUUCCCCGCUCGCAUUGGCAUAGCACAAACCCCACCUACCUUUUUCCACAACCACGAAUGACGCAGUUCAUUAUUCAUCUGAAAGGUACAGCUUACUGCAAGAAAUGGGUAACAACCUACUCUUUAAGUGGGAAGAUUCGGAGGCGCUGAAACACCACUGUGGGUUCUGUGAGCGUCCCUUGAGCCAUCCCGGUGCGAGAGCAUCUUGUUUCGGCAAGCACAGCGAGCCAUGUGUCCGCUUUCACCAGGCCAUGUUCAUGCGCCUUCGGGGUCAUACGUGCAAGUACUGUAUGGAAAUUGAUGAACAGCAUUACAGGCGCCAUCACGAUAUCGCCGAGCGCUUACGUGCGGUCUACGAGAGUUGCGGCGAGGUCGAUUGGAACAUCGUGCCAGAUGAAUUCGGGCCUGAGGAACGUGGAAGAGUGAGAGAACCCGGUGACGUGGACACACCAUUAUCGAAGCGCGAGAGAAAGGAUGCGAAGCGUCUUGUGAGAGCGGCAAGUAGAUCGAGAGUCAUCACUCUGGAGGAGAUCAGAUACAUCGACUCCGUCGUGCACUCCGCUGAAGGCACGACGAGCAACGAUGCCGAUGGACCGCGUGAUCCAGAAGAGGUCGAUGAAAUCGAAAGGCAGCUCCGAUACCAUGCUCAUGUCUAUAGCACACAGGUCAGUCGGAGGGGGCUUAGGAAGCUCGCCGAGGCUCACGAAGAUACGCUCGAUAUCGACUUCGAAGCCGAGAUGGAACGCAUCCUGGAGACCUUCCGCAUCAACAAGUUACUCAAGCGCAACACGAAAACUAAGGGAUUGCAGGGAAAAGAGCUAAAGGCAUUUCUCAAUUUCGUCGACGGUUUGAAGCACGCCGUGCUUGAGGAUAUUGUGUUGGUCAACAAAGACAAUGCUGAAUCGCGCAUGCGGCGGGCUGGUUACCUCAGAUAUACUAACAAAACAUCUUACGGGAUUGUAGAAGAAAGGUAUACCGACAAGGACUGGAAGACUGGUGAGAAGUUCGCGUCCAGUUCGAGUGAUUUCAGUGGUGCCAUCACUCCUGUACAUGAAACCAGUUUACUUCCAAGCGAACGAUUCGAAGACCAGUCUCCUUGCCGGCCUAGAACUGCUCACAGCCCGGACCGGAGACAUCUUGAGAGUAGUCACAAGCGCGUUAGUGGCGAUGAUGGACUCUACGCUGCAGACAUCGAGCCUUAUCAUACCCCACUACUAUCUUUACCACCUGCUCCAGCUUCUGGUAUGCCAGUUGCCGCGAUCAUGGUGAUCAACAUUAAAGCUCCAGUGCGUGCACCAGCUCCAGUGCGUGGUCGCGCAAAGAAGCCUGUCAAGACAGCCUCUGAUGGCUGGAAGACCGUUACGAACGGAGGUGUGCCAACAAAGCAGAUACCAAAGGCACGUGUUUGGGGUAAUAUCCCAAGCAAGCGCCCAGCUCAGGCUUCUCGACCUGGGCCAGCACCAUGGUCUUCCGACUCUCGCAACUUUCCCGAUAUCUCCGCUGCGAAAACAUCGUUCGAUGGUGCAUAUUCCCAACCUCGUGAGGUGAAGCCUCCGAUGAUUUGGUGUUCGAAGGAGCCUGAGACCUUCGUUUUCCAGACGGAAGACGAUGUCAGUGGCCAUGCCGCGGUUUCACAAAAGAAGAAAGCUAAGAAAGCUCGAGAAGCUAAGCGCAAAGCAAAGAAGCACUCUACAUCAAACGAGAUCAUCACCGAAGACGUUGGAGAUGAGCCUGACAUCUCAAUGCAAGGCCCUUCUACACCACAAAAGACCAAGGUCGACACCAACGUCCUAGAUAUCGACGAGACACUGCAAUCUUUUUCGAUGGAUACCAAGACUGAAGGGAAGUUCGCCGACCUUGUGGUAGAGCCAAUUGCUAUGAUUCACGAUUCCAGUGAUGGGAUAUCGCCGGUGCCUCCGCCUGAAUCUAUGCCGAUCACAAAACAUGGCAAGCACAUGCACUGGAUCCGGUUUGUACGCAAUUUUGUUGUUGAUCAACUCACCAAUCCAUAUUCGCCGUCGUGGAGUGGAUGUUCACACAGUAGCUCGUGUUCCUUUGAGAACAAUAACGUCCCGGAUUGUCCUUUCCACGAGCCUCAUUGCUCCUGUGUCGAUCCUUUGACAGACCAGUGCUAUCUGGCGAUGCCUUGUGUUGAGCUGUGUAGUACUGGACCGUUCAACCGCCUCCGUGGCGAGAAGCUGCUGUCACUAUAUGAGAAGGACCAUCGAACAAAGGGCCGCUUGAUGCUCAUAGAUGACGACCUAAUCAAUUACUUUAUGGAAGACCCUAUCAGCCGAUCGCGCAAUCGCAACCCAGACGGCGUGCCCGCGCGUCUACAGAAGGAGUAUGACGACGUCAAGAACGGAUACAAUCCCGGAACUCUCAUGGCGCAAGAGCUUCGUUUUGAGCGACUCUACGCUAAGAACGGUUUUAUGAAGCAGGAGCUUACCCAGAGUAUGCUACAGGAUAUCCAGCGCAACGAGUUCGAGCGUUUGGAUACGAGGUACAUGUGCUAUUGUCGUGCUGCCUUACCGAAGACAGGAUCUUCAAAGACGGACAUUAUUGUUUGCUCAUAUCGCGACUGUUCCACUGGGAACUUUCAUCGAUCAUGCAUAAAGAAGCUUGGCUUCGGCUUGGUGUCGCGCUGGUAUUGUACCGAAUGUGAACAGAAGAUGAAGGUACUCGCGCGCCAGACGUUACGCCGUUUAGGCUAUACCGAUAUUCCACAUGAGGGCCCAUGCAGCUAUUCAUACGGACUUGGCGCGGACAAAUUCGAAGAGAUGUUCGAUGAGAAAUUCGCGGAGAUGAUGAACUCAUCCGACAUGGAAUAUCUGAAACUACUACCAGCCGACCUGAGGAGCAAGGUCAAGGAGGUCGGGGGGUUCACGGCUAUGCCCAAAGAGCUCCAGCAGCAAUUCAAAGAGAAGGUCAGGGCGCUUGGCGAAAAAUUUAGGGCAGCGGACGUCAAGAUGUUCGAUUUGUAACGGGAAGCGAAGCGCGCUUUGCAUUGCGCAGUCUAAGUGGGCCGGGUAUGUGCAAUUUGGCUGUUAAGAUUACAGAGUAUUUGGGCUUCCAAUUAGGAACGCUGGGAUGAGUAAUAUAGCGGAGGGAAGAGCAUGUCAAACCAUGGUAUAAUUUGUAAAUUCUGUCACCCAAGGUACAGUUGUCGUAGCUUCCACGUUUAGCAUUACAAGCAAAGCCCAAAACUUUGACUAGUAUAUAUAAUGCA
Alternaria alternata is the source of this 3466-nucleotide messenger RNA. RefSeq lists its product as hypothetical. The record is from RefSeq and is a predicted model, not a curated record. Bases 342 to 3221 code for a protein of 959 amino acids. The transcript is spliced from 6 exons. Lineage: Eukaryota; Fungi; Ascomycota; Dothideomycetes; Pleosporales; Pleosporaceae.